This is a messenger RNA of Spinacia oleracea (spinach), 647 nucleotides long. RefSeq lists its product as uncharacterized. The transcript has a single exon. NCBI's taxonomy places the organism in Eukaryota, Viridiplantae, Streptophyta, Magnoliopsida, Caryophyllales, Amaranthaceae. The record is from RefSeq and is a predicted model, not a curated record. The coding region runs from base 186 to 410 and encodes 74 amino acids.
CAGUGAAUCAAAGAUAACUUGUUCCUCAUUACUAAAUUUGUAAUCUUCUUUACUUCUCAACAAAGUUCUCUACCAAUACUUAAACCCCAAACCCCCUUCAUUCAUUCUACAAAUCCAUCCAUAAUCAAAUCAUCCAACUUUAUUUUUAUCUUCACCAAUAACAUUAAUAAAUUUUAAUCAAGAAAAUGGGGCACAGCAAUCGUCAUGACUGGGGCCCAGUGUUCAUUGCAACAAUCCUGUUUGUUCUUCUUUCACCAGGGUUAUUGUUUCAGGUGCCAGGUGGCAAAAGGUGCAUUGAGUUUGGAAGCUUCCGUACUGGUGGGGCCGCUAUUAUGAUCCAUGCUCUUCUCUACUUUGGCCUCAUUUGUAUCUUCUUGAUUGCUCUUGGCAUUCAUAUGUAUUGGGGUUAAUCAUACAUGCCCAUAUUGUUCUUGAUUCUUCUUUUGUUUUGUUUUGUUUUUUGUUUUGGAUUUAAUUGGGUAACCAUUGUUUAACAAUCGGGCGCACGUUGGAGCGCGUACGAGAGACGAUGGUUGAGGUCUAUCGAGUUGUCUCUUUUGUAAUCGGGUUGAAUUUUAUCGAGCUAAAGUUUGUAUUAUUAUCAGCUGAUAUCUAAUACAGAGUAUCAAUCUAGUCGUUUGAAUUUU